CCAUGCUUGUGGAAAAAUGUUUACAUUUUGAAUAUUGCGUUUUUAAAUGCAUUUAUCUUGUAAUUUUGUUAAGAAAAAUAUCAGUUUAGCGUCUAGGAAUAAGUAAUAAUGGAGCGUAUAGCUACGUUGGAAAGAGAAAUCGCUGUGCUUCGACAAAAAUUGAAUGAAAAGGAAAAAGAAUUGUACGACCUCCGACAGGAUUGGACACCGUUUUACACAAAUGUACCCGAUGGAGCAGAUACAAAUCAACCAGUGCAGCUUUCAAAAUGGGCCAUAGAAAGGUACAGUCGCCAGAUCCUGUUAAGCAGUAUCGGAGCCAAUGGGCAAGCGAAGCUGUGCGGAGCUCGAGUGCUGGUUGUGGGUGCUGGAGGCCUGGGGUGUCCAGCAGCACUGUACCUCGCGGCCGCCGGUGUGGGUGAGAUUGGCAUCGUGGAUUACGACACAGUGGACCUCACCAACCUGCACCGGCAGGUGCUCCACGGGGAGGGUGACCAGGGCCUCAGCAAGGUGCACUCCGCCGCCAACGCGCUCAGGAGAAUUAACUCCCGUGUUAAAGUAACUCCUUACAACACGCAGCUGGCUCCCCACAACGCGAUGGACAUUGUCAACAAGUACGACGUGUUGCUGGACUGUAGCGACAACCCGCCAGCCCGAUACAUGCUCAAUGACGCCGCCCAGCUCAGCAGGAUUCCUUUGGUUUCCGGCAGCGCUCUGAAGAUGGAGGGACAGUUGACAGUCUACGGAUACAGAGCUAAUAAGAAUCCUAAUGAGAAGGAUCCAUCCUACGUGGGUCCGUGUUACCGUUGCCUGUUCCCGACGCCCCCACCGCCGGAGGCUGUUGGUAGCUGCUCAGCUCAUGGGGUGGCAGGCCCCGUACCAGGGGUCAUAGGAGUGCUACAAGCCCUGGAAGCGAUCAAGCUGAUAGUGGGCCACACUCACGAGCAGCUGCUGGUCGGCAGGAUGAUACUGUUCGAUGGAGACGACAUGACCUUCAGGACUGUGAAGCUGCGCUCGCGCAGCCUCGACUGCGCGGCGUGUUCGGCCACGCGCACGAUCACGCGGCUGGUAGAUUACGAGGUGUUCUGCAAGGCUCAAGGCCGGGAAAAGAAACCCAGAGGAACUCGCGUGGUAACAGAACGCCGGGACGAGGAGAAGAAACGCCGGAUGACCGGGCAAAGCUACCUCGGUUUCCGGAUGACCAGGCCUGACGGGAAAAAGAAACUAGUCCAGGACGUACCGAAGUCGGAACGGAGAAUGGGACCGAGUUGUUCUAGCGAGCAUUGCUAUAAACGCUGCAAAGAAAUCGCUUCUGAAACUAGACAGAAUCUCUUCGACAAUUUCUGGAACAACUUCGAUUGGACGCAGAAAAAGCAAUAUGUAAGGUCUCUGGUCGACAGCGUUACGCCUAAAAGGAGGAGGCUUCAGCAUCAGAACGGAAUAUCUAGAAAGGGAGAUUCGAAGGUUUACCAUUUGGAAGUAGACGGAAACCGGAUACCAGUUUGCAUGGUUAUGUUUUUAAAUACACUAGGUCUUAAAGAAGCCAUGCUUCGUUGGUGGAUUUCCAGGGUUGACGCGCCGAAAAUGCGCAAGGCACCAAUUAAGUCGAUAAAUGUUGGUUCCUAUAUAGAUAGUUUGCCGAAAACCCAGCCUAAAUGCCAAGUUUGCAGGGACUCAGAUAAUUUGACGUAUUUGAACAUAAGUGACAUAAAAAAUGCAUGCCAACUAUACUACCAUUAUGUGAAGGAGAUGAAAUCAAAAGGGCAAAAUCCAGUUUCGAGGAAGACGUUUACAAAAGUAUUCCAAACGAAAAAUAUUAAGAUAUUUAAAUCGAAAAAUGAUGGCGAUCUUUGCGAUGUGAAUGCUGAACACAAUGCGUUGCCAAGUCUAGAUGGCAACGAAAGCUUUGAAGUUAAACAAAUUGAUGGUAGUCUCGAAAAUGUCACAAUAUACGUUCAGUGGUGAUAUUUGGUGAACGGCGAAGUCGAACUGGCUUUGCUGGAGUAAAAUAGACGAACCGCCAUGUUUUUUUAUAUACAGGGUGUGAGUGUGUUAGUGACACUUUAACGAAUACUGAGGCGGAUGAUUCAGAGUUAAUAUCAAGUGGAAUUUUCCGUCGCAAAAUUAAUGUAUUUUUUUUUUAGUUCUUUUUACAUUAUUUUCAAUUCUAUACUUUUGCGAUGGAAAAUUCCACUUGAUAUUAACUCAGAAUAAUGGGCUGAAUCAUCCCUCUCAGUAUUCUACCUAACGAAUACAUAUUUACGACAGACCUCGUAAUGAAUACUGAGGGGGAUGGUUCAGACCAUGAUUCUCAGUUGAUAUCAAGUGGAAUUUUCAGUCGGAAAAUUCAUGGUUUUUUUUUAACUAUUUUCAGUUCCAUACUUUUGCGACGGAAAAUUCCACUUGAUAUCAACUCGGAAUCAUGGUCUGAAUCAUCCCCCUCAGUAUUCGUUACGGUGUCACUAACACCUUUAUAGGGUGAGAACUCAAAAGGAUGACGUCAUCAACAAAAGCGGUUAAACGUCGUACUCAUUGUUACUUAAUUCAUAAAUAAAAUUCGAAAAUAAGUCUAAAAGUAAAAUGAGAUUGAUUUUUGAUCAUCUUAUGGUGGUAUUAAUAAACGAAUCUCAGCUGAGACUGCCCUCAAGAUCAUGCUCAAGUCUCUGUUUUUAUAUGAGAACUGUCACAUUGACAUGAUCUUGAGGGCAGUCUCGAAGCUGAGAUUAGUUUAUUAAUACCACCCUUAGACUGGCUUGUAUUUCUAGAAUAGCAUUUUAUAAUUUAUCUUUAAUACCGUUAUUUAGCGUAUUAAAA
Pectinophora gossypiella (pink bollworm) is the source of this 2811-nucleotide messenger RNA. RefSeq names its product adenylyltransferase and sulfurtransferase MOCS3 (gene Uba4). Gene Ontology annotation, biological process: protein urmylation; tRNA wobble position uridine thiolation. The transcript is spliced from 10 exons. Lineage: Eukaryota; Metazoa; Arthropoda; Insecta; Lepidoptera; Gelechiidae. Gene Ontology annotation, molecular function: URM1 activating enzyme activity; thiosulfate-cyanide sulfurtransferase activity; adenylyltransferase activity. Gene Ontology annotation, cellular component: cytosol; cytoplasm. The record is from RefSeq and is a predicted model, not a curated record. The coding region runs from base 109 to 1962 and encodes 617 amino acids.